Messenger RNA from Coccinella septempunctata (seven-spotted ladybird), 3730 nucleotides. RefSeq lists its product as uncharacterized. Bases 227 to 3658 code for a protein of 1143 amino acids. Gene Ontology annotation, biological process: superoxide metabolic process. Gene Ontology annotation, molecular function: metal ion binding. The transcript is spliced from 14 exons. The record is from RefSeq and is a predicted model, not a curated record. NCBI's taxonomy places the organism in Eukaryota, Metazoa, Arthropoda, Insecta, Coleoptera, Coccinellidae.
CAAGAACCGUUGAAGGCGAAUGUGGAGGUUUUUAACCGCACACACAAGACUUGGUUCAUUCCGUGGACUUCCUGAAGAACGGACAUUACCAAAUAAUGCUCCUUUUCUGCCGAAUUUCGUUACGAUUACCAUCUGCCAGUUCGGUGAUAGUGAAGUGAGUGAAUUUUGCCAGAAAUCGGUAAUGAUAAUGUGCCAUUUGUUCGGUUUUUCUGCGUAACGAGUUGAAAUGUGGAAAUAUUUUUGUGGUGUUGUUUGGUUCACGAUUGUUGGUCUGCAGCUUGGUGGAACCGUAGAACUCAAGGCCUACCUUUCUGACGAAGGCCUCCACGGCACCCUAACAUUCACCAAAGAAGAGAAUAAUGAAAUCCGGAUUGAAGCAAACCUAGAAACAACCCUCCAAUACCCUAGUCAAGUAUGGUCCUGGAGCCUGAACGAAUUUCCCGUAGAUUACACCAUAACGGAAAACAGGUGCGAGAAUGAGAUCCUCGGCAAACCUCUGGUCAAUCUCGACGAUGUCCUCGGCUACCUCAUUCUACCCGACAACAAAUCAUUCGAACACGUAACCAACAAUUUGACCCUCGGGGGAGAUUCUGGAAUAUACGGAAAAUCCAUCCUGCUCAGAAAUGUCGAUACCAAUCGUAGAAUUUGCGCUUCGAUCACCAUGACAGACAAAACCAAAGAGAAGACAGCGGUGGCUAGGUUCAACUCCCCCAUAUCAGGCGAUGUCUACUUCAGGUGGUUCUCGACCAAGGACAACCAAAGCGACAUGCUGAUAACCACCGAUCUGUACCACGUGAGGAACAAGGAGAACCACAACAAGAGAGCUCUGGAUUUCACCCAACACAAAUGGAAGAUAUACGCGACAGACAUCUUAGACUCAGAACACGAUAGAUCGGAACAGAACUGCGACAUCCUUCAGUUGGUCUUCGAUCCUGACAACAGGGGCAAAGGAAAAUCCAUGGGGGACAUCGACCAGCGGCUGGGAAAGGUCAAAAUCGCCCUGGAUCACAACAAGAGGAAGUUCAAGACGUUGUUCAGAGACGACCAGUUGAGCCUGUUGCCAAACGAUCUAUCUGGGCCUCAAAGGAGGCUGUAUCUCGUUAUAUUCGAGAAGAAUCACGAGGAUGUGUUCUUAGCUUGUGCCAAUAUCCGAUACGAGCAUCCGAUAAAUGCCAUGUCCAUAAUUCAAUCAGGAGGAGUUAAAGGUGAAAUAACAUUCACUCAAAACACCAAAUUCGAGCCCACAUUUCUAAAUUUCAACCUCACAACUUCCCGCGGAGACUUGGAAACCAGACUGGUCUACAGCUCCUCCGUGGCGGGUUACAAGAUUCACGAACUUCCAAUAAAACCCUCCAAGACGGUGGGUCAAAAUGAGAACACUUGCAUCACCACCAAGUACAUUUACAAUCCUCUGAAGACCAAUAUAGCUGCCCAACCGCCGAAUGGUUAUGGUACCCAGGACCAAUACGCCAUUGGAGACCUAUCAGGAAAGUUGUUACGUCGCAACAACGCCUCUAGGCUGGUUGAAGGUGAGGAACUGACAGGAUCGUACUGGGAUGUUUAUUUACCCCUCAGAGGACCUCAUUCAAUCGUUCACCGAUCCCUAGUAAUAUAUAAGAACACUCAAUACCCUAACAAGAUAUCACAAGAACCGUGGAUAUGUGGCGGGAUCAGUCUUUACGAGAAUAAUUUCAAAUAUCAGAAACCAGUAUUCACAGCUGAAGUACUUUUCCGAUACCCAACAGUGGGCAGGAUGUUGUUCAGACAAGCUAAGGAAGAACCGUGGGCGGAUACCUCUAUCUUGAUAGAGUAUUUGGUGCAUGCCGAUGGGGCUUCACUCAAUAACUCCUUCAAUCAUAGAUGGGCUAUUCACGAGUUGCCUCCAGGAAAAGACUUUUAUGAUUGGCAAGAAAGAUGCAAGAGUUCUGCAGGAAUAUACAAUCCAUAUAAGGUAGAUUUCGACAAUAAAACAGAUCCGAUAGAAACUUGCAACCUCAGGAGCAUAGGAAUAUGCAGAUUAGGCGACUUAUCAUCCAGGCAUGGACCUUUAGACAUCGCAGGAAGGAUUUCGGAAGCAGACAAAAUAUCGAGGAAGAUGUGGACAGAUCCAUCCUUACCCCUAUCUGGUUAUCACGCAAUACUGGGAAAAUCCUUGGUCUUGUACGACGAUUUUGGUCCUAAAGCCAGAGGGGAACGUCUUGCUUGCUCGAGAAUUGGCGGAGUUUAUAGAAGAAAAGCGGUGGUAAGGGAUUGGUUCCCGAACGGAAACGACCUAAGUGUUAAAGGAAGAAUAGAAUUCAUUCAGCAGACAGAAUAUGAUGUGACAAACGUUGAGGUAUCACUGGAAGGUCUUGUGGAUAAUAGCGGGUACCACAUCCAUGUUGUACCAGUGGAGGAAAAUCUUGAAUUCCCCUGCGAAGAGACAACGUUGUACGGCCACUGGAACCCUUUGAACGUCGAUCCUUCCUCGUCACCCAGAUUGUACCAAGGAACUCCGGAUCAAUAUGAAAUGGGCGACCUCAGUGGUAAAUUUGGCUCGCUCGAUAAUCAGACCAUAUUCAAAGUUUCUUAUAACGACACCAUGUUGCCUAUAUUUGGACCACGAAGCAUCCUUGGUAGAUCCGUGGUGAUCCACAAAAGGGUUACAGGGGAUAGAUGGGCUUGUUCGACCAUAGAGCGUGGUUAUAGCCCUUCAGAAGCUAGAGAACUGCGAGCUAUAGCUUCAUUCCACCACCCUUCAGGUUACGCAUACGGCUAUAUGAAAAUGAGACAACUGAUUCACAGGGAUGGAAGCAAAAGUGAUACAACCAUAGAAGUAAAGUUAAGAUACCCUGGGAAAAAUGAUAGGAACGUCACAAGGGACCACAAAUGGGCGAUUUAUGUUAAUCCUGUGGGUGUUGAUGCGGCCGUUAAAACUCAGAACACAAGAUGCGUUGCUGGUGGAUACAUAUGGAACCCAUAUUUCACACAACUGGCCGAUCCUUUGAACACAGAGUUGUAUGAUCAAGAAUGUGGCCCAGAAAACCCACUCAGAUGCCAUGUUGGCGACCUAUCUGCUCGACUUGGUACGGUCGAUAUUGGAGUCCAACGAAAAGUUUUUACCGACUCCAAUCUUCCACUGGAAGGAGACGUGACUGCUGUGGGUAGAUCUAUUGUCAUUUUAAGCCCUAACAGAAGGCCAGAAAGAUUCGCCUGUGCUAACAUCGAACCGGACUAUGACAUCGUCAAAUAUGCCAAUAUAGAGAAGCCCCCCAGAUUCGUACUAGCACAAUUUAUCGAUGACAUAAGGGAAGUUAUGGGAAUCCCAGAGUGGUUUAUCACUGUCGAUUCAAGAAGGACCAAACUUCUUCACAACAACGCCUGCGUUCAACUUCUAUUGCAUUUUAAGGGUCCCAUCGCUAAUAAGUUAGAGCAAGACUUCAACCGUCUAUUAUCGAUAGGAAAAUUGGAAGCACCUUCCCUUUAUAUCCCCGGGUACAUCAAGGAAAAAAGGAAGACCAAAAUUUCAUACAAGCAGUGCGGAGUACGCGAUCCAAAUGAUAAGAAAAAAUCUAAGCGGCCAUUUUUCUUUGGAAGUAGUGGAUCUUCAGAGUCCGUCAUGUUAUCUUGGAGAUGCACACUUUUCGGUUUAAUUUCACUGUAUUUAUUGUAUAUUUGAUUUUAAAAAACUGUAAAUUAUUGAAGUUCCUUCUGUAAAUCUUGUAAUUAAAACUUUUGUAAAUGAAUAAUA